Molecule: messenger RNA, 3417 nt
Organism: Lentinula edodes (shiitake mushroom)
Lineage: Eukaryota; Fungi; Basidiomycota; Agaricomycetes; Agaricales; Omphalotaceae
Product: Retinoic acid induced 16-like protein-domain-containing protein
Exons: 5
Coding region: 95-3292 (1065 amino acids)
Source: RefSeq, a predicted model, not a curated record
UAUUAGCGCUGGAAACACCCGCACGUGCUCAGCAUUGGCGCUGAAAUUCCACCAUCGUCCAGCAGCUACCGGAUUAAUUUGAUUCCUGAACGCGAUGGAUUACUUCCAGAAAUUCCUAAGACCCGGUACUCAACCUGCACCAAAGGAAGUCCCAGACUAUACUCAAGAAUUCACCAAAUCCUGGAAUUUCGUCAAGAACACUCUUCAGCAUCCAGAUGAACGUCAGCUAGCAAGGGGAAUUAAAUCUACAGAUGUUCCAGCACAUUUGCAAACUAUGGUCAACAGCCUCGUUACAGAGUCUACCCGGAUCGACGAGGGUACAACUGGUGGAUGUCUUGAAUAUCUCCUAAAGAACGAUGUCCUCGGCACACUCGUUCGUUUGAGCGAAGCAGACAGGCCCUUCGGCAUUCAAGCUGAGGUUCUUCGUGCGGUCCAAAAUAUGGUCGUUCUACUAGACGAGCAAUUCCUUGUCCACUCUGCCGUUCAUAAAGCAGUCCUUAGACUACUCCGUAACUGUGCGGGAGAUGAUCUACAUGAGCAGCUUGAUGGUCGACAUAAGAAAGUUAUGGGUGCAGCUGGCAACGCUGUUCAAACACAACCUUCAGAAUUCGAGGAAGAUCUGGUUAAUCUCUUGUGCAUUCUGUGCAGCCGCAUACGCACAUUUCGUGAACUUCUCAUGAUUUUCUUUCAUGAUAAGCACUGGUACAGAUCAGAACCUCUAUUCUCUCUAGAGGAACAGGAUGAAGAUGAAGAAGAGGAAGAUGAAGAGGAAAGCAUUGCGAAUGCCGUGGCCGAACCUCAUCGUCCAUCUUCCCCUACGCCCUCACAAACCACAGUAACAUCUAUGCCAGUGUCUUCAGUGGCGACCAAAAAACCGGAAUACGAAUUUUUAUUAUUCAAUUACUUACUGCGAUUCGGUCAUCGCGAAGGCCAGAUCGGCGAGUUCGCUCGCGCUGGUUUACUUUUACUGAUGGACGUUGCCAUGUCUCCCGGAGAGCCUGUUCACCGUCUCACUGGAGAAGAAACCUCAUCAGAAGCUACCGCAGAUCCUAUAACAGAUGCAGCACUCGCAUUAGCGGAAUACAUCCUUGAUGGUGAUUUCUCCGAAGUUUUGGGCGCUGGUCUAGGCGCAGUGUAUUCCAUGUUGCCCUCCAAACUCGAAUUCAGACCGCCUACCAACGCAGAUCGCUCACAAGAGACUGGAAUGGUCAUAGGAAGCAUGUGGCUCGAAACAGAGGACGAGAAGGAAGUGCUGGAAGUUUUCCGGACAAAAUCAUGGGCAAUGGGAGUCGAAGAUGCCAACAGUCCCGAUUUCAAAUCCAGGCUGGACCAUUUCUUGAAAAUGCUCGAAUUCAUUCAGGAUGUUUUACGACGAAAUAUAAUCCAGGAGGAUGUGGACGCGUCUUCUCUUGUUGGUACCGCAAUCGUGAACUCCAUCCUGGAUGCAGUUCGCCGGAUAUUUUUGGAGAAUGUUCUAUAUCCAACUAUCCUUGAAUGCUCAGACGCUGAUGGUAGUGCCGUUGCAGUCAUGUCGUACAUCGAUAUCAUGAUCCGCACUCUACAGGACGGCCAGUUAGCAGAUCUUUUGGUCGACUUCCUCAUUAGUGAGGAUAACGAGGAAGUUAGACCACGUCCUCGCCCUCAAUCCCUCAUGAUGUUAAACAAUGCUCCUCCUCAGUCUAGCUCUGCUAUUGCCGAAAAGGAGACCAAAAGUAGACGUCGGAAGAGUAGUGCGAUGGCUCUCCUAGAGAUAGAAGCCCCUGAGACUCGGAAACAAUCGGAAUACUUCACUGCUAUGGCUCGAUUCACGUUGAAGGAUCUGAUACUUUCUAAUUUACGAUCUGCGUCUCAACCUACAUCAACAGCUGCUUUACAGUUGUUGCAAGCCAUGCUUCUACAACACCCCCAUCUUUGUACUGACAAACUCCUCAUAGUGGUUGCAGACCCUUUAGCCACCGCAUUCCCACACCCUAUAUUGAUAACUAGCAAAUCUAGAAAAGACGAGAAUGACGACGAAGAAGAAACCUUUAUAUACCCUGGUAUCGGGGAAGAGAAAAAGAGUCCUAUAUCUGGCGAACCCUUGUUCCCUCAACCCGAUACGACAUUUUCUACUCACGAACGGGAGAUGGAUCUUUAUCUUGCGCUCGUUUCAAGGGUGGAUCCUUCACAUAACUCUGAUCCAUUCAGCACUGGAUAUGAUAACUAUCUGCGGGACGCUUUCUUCUCCGUCCAAGAUCAGCCUGCGUAUCAACUGGAUGACAUUGACAGAGUGGACACAGAGGCACGACAAAAGGCCAAACACCGUAUAAACGUGAACGACCCCAUCAUUUCUACUGUCCUCGAAUCUCUUCGCCGAUUUUUCUCCAACACUCCUGAACACAAUAUCGCUCUAACCGGUGUAUUGUCCACCUUGGCUAUUCAUCCUGACCGAUCCCUCGCUGGGUGGCUGACAUUCGCUUCGAACGACUCUACUCCGAGCAACAAUGAUGACAUUGACGCAGGACUUGACGCCAAUAGUGAUGGUGACGACCGUUCCAUCGAUUAUCGUAUUGAGGAAAAACUCGCCAACAACGAUAGCUUUCUGCCGGCGUCUAGCAUGGACGAGAAAUCGCGUCCCGUCGUGCAUGCUAUAUUUCAUGGUCUCGUCGCUCAGCUGGAACGUUAUCGUCGUAGUGUGGACAAUUUUGACCGAUUCCUGCUUGAGCGUCGCCAGGGCCUUUUGUUCUCUGAGAAUCUAUCGGAUGCGCUAACACUUGCCAUUGAGAUUAAUGAAAAUACUCCCAGACUCCCUUCGCUCUCCGAUGUAGUUCAGCAUUCUAAACCAAAGCCAAGGCAAUCAACUUCUUCGAGUCUCGUGUCUCUCUUUACACCAAAGAGGAACAAGUCCAAGUCUGCAAUGGCACCGCUGCCUUCCACACCGCCAAAGAAAAAGGACACUAACAAAACUUUCUCUGAGAGUCCAUUUGCGCCUCAUUACCAGAAGACUGGAGCAAUCGUAGUCGAGCCUUUCGUGGCACCUGUUCCCGCUUCCAGUCCAUGGACGCCCGUCAAAACGCCACGCAAAUGGAAUCCAGACGAGGAGGAUGUGUUUGGUGCUGGCUGGAGCGAAAGGACACCAGCUCACACGACUCAAGAUGAUUCUGACGAGGAAGAGAGCGAGAAGAAAACCACAACGGUGACGCUUUCGAGGUUGCUGGACAACGUCGUGAUUUUAGAAGAGAGCAUCAAAGAGCUCGUUGCAAUUAUUCAUGCCCGUCGAAGUUUAGGAAUAGACUCUGUAAGAUACCUUUAGGAUUUCAUAAUUGGAGUCUUUGAUUAUACCUCAUGUCAUAUCACAUAUCUACGCAUAUCGUUUUUCGAAAUAUCUGGAUCACAGGAUAUAUGUACAUACAAUGAUACAUACAAAAUAAUCAAAAC